This is a messenger RNA of Menidia menidia (Atlantic silverside), 2133 nucleotides long. The record is from the annotation of a GenBank genome assembly. NCBI's taxonomy places the organism in Eukaryota, Metazoa, Chordata, Actinopteri, Atheriniformes, Atherinopsidae.
CUGAGGAGCGGGGCAAGUCCGAAACGCCGCAACACAGCUCAUCAAACUGUUGGAAAUGAUCCCGGGCGCGUCGCUUGUGCGGAACUGAGCUCCUGGGUUAACGCGAUGUGGCUUCCCGCUAAAUGCGCAGCGGCGGGCCGCGGGGUCUGGGCGUCUCGGCUCUGCGUUUUGCGCCGCAGCGGCAGCAACACGGCGGCGUUCAUGCCGGAGGCGGCGGGCUUCGGGGGGGUGUCGGGCCGCGCCGCCCUGCAGGACUUCUCCCUCUCCGACGGCGACAGCUUCUGGGCCGCCGCGGCCCGCCACAGGCUGAGCUGGAGCCGGCCCUUCCGCACCGUGCGCGACUGCGACCUGAGCCGGGGGAGGAUUAAGUGGUUCGAGGACGGGGAGCUGAACGUGUCCGUGAACUGCUUGGACCGCCACGUGCACACCUGCCCAGAGAGAGUGGCCCUGAUCUGGGAGAGAGACGAGAGGGGGUCAGAGGUCAGGUACACCUACAGAGAGCUGCUGGAGAUGACCUGCCGCGUGGGAAACCUGCUACGGCGGCGUGGCGUGAAGAAAGGGGACUGCGUCACCAUCUACAUGCCCACCUGUCCUCUGGCCGUGGCGUCCAUGCUGGCCUGCGCCCGGAUCGGGGCUGCCCACAACGUGGUGUUUGCGGGCUUCAGUGCAGAGGCCCUGGCAGAGCGGAUCAGAGAUGCUCAGUCCAGCACGGUCAUAACAGUGAACCAGGGAGUUAGGGGGGGAAAGGUCACGGAGCUGAAGAAGACGGUGGACGCGGCAGUGCAGAGCUGUCCAACAGUGCAACAGGUGUUUGUUGCCAUGAGGACAGAGAAACCGGUCACCAUGACGGCCAGGGACGUUGCCAUGGAGGAGGAGAUGCUGAAGGAGGACGUGGUGUGUGAGCCGGCCGCUAUGAGCAGCGAGGACAUCUUGUUCCUGCUUUACACGUCAGGCAGCACAGGAAAGCCCAAAGGUCUGGUCCACACUCAGGCCGGGUACCUGCUGUACGCCGCUCUCACUCACAGGUAUGUCUUCAGCUACCAGGACGGCGACGUGUUUGGCUGCGUGGCGGACAUCGGCUGGAUAACUGGACACAGUUACACGGUCUACGGCCCCCUGGCUAACGGGGCCACCACCGUCCUGUUUGAGAGCACUCCCGUUUAUCCCGACCCAGGCAGGUACUGGGACAUGGUGGAGAGGCUUAAGAUUAACCAGUUCUACGGCGCCCCCACGGCAAUACGCCUGCUGCUUCGGUACGGAGACCAGUGGGUGAACAAAUACGACCGAUCCAGCCUCAAAACUCUCGGCUCUGUGGGGGAGCCGAUCAACACCGAGGCGUGGGAGUGGUACCACCGGGUGGUCGGGGAGGGCCGCUGUCCUGUGGUUGACACCUGGUGGCAAACAGAGACGGGUGGCAUAUGCAUCGCCCCAAAACCAUCGGAGCCAGAUGCCGAGAUCGUCCCUGGAAUGGCUAUGAGGCCCUUCUUUGGCAUUAAGCCGGUGCUCAUGGAUGCUGAGGGUAAAGUGCUGACUACCAACAACACAUCUGGAGCUCUGUGUAUGGCUCAGCCUUGGCCCGGCAUGGCCAGAACGAUUCACAACGACCACCAAAGGUUCAUUGAGACCUACUUCCGGCCGUAUCCUGGCUAUUUCUUUACUGGGGAUGGUGCUUAUCGCUCUAAGGAGGGAUACUAUCAGAUCACAGGACGGCUGGAUGAUGUCAUAAACGUGAGCGGACACAGGAUUGGGACAGCUGAGAUAGAGGAUGUGGUGAAUCAGUGCCCGGCAGUGGCUGAAUCUGCCGUCAUCGGAUAUUCACACAGCAUCAAAGGAGAAGCUGUGUACGCCUUUGUGGUGCUGAAAAAGGACGUGAACGUACCCGAGGCCGAAUUGUCCAAGGAGCUUAAAAGUAUUGUAUCUGAAAAGAUAGCAAAAUACGCCAGUCCAGACUUGAUUCAGUUUGUGAAGCGCCUGCCGAAGACGCGCUCGGGGAAGAUAAUGCGCCGGGUGCUGCGCAAAGUGGUGGAGAGCGACCUGGACAGUUUGGGUGACCUGAGCACGUUGGACGAUCCCACAGCAGUUCAAGAGAUUAUCCAAGGCCACCAGGAGCUCUUAAGUAAAGGACAGUUGUAG